ACAUCAGCGCGAGGACCCGAAGCAGGUGGGUAAUCCACGGGCUUGUACAAAGUAAGUGAGAAAAAAAUUGUCGUUUCAACUCUCCACUGAACAAGUUAGCUACUUGGCAAUACGCCAGUUUGCCGAGGACUUUAAGAACGCUCUGCCAGAGAACGGAGCAGGAAAUGACGCUGUAGUAAAUAAACAAAGGAAAGCUUCCGGUACAAAGAGCAAGGUGACGCGAAACGACCCAUAACUCUGGGAGACCGGAAGCCUUCUAGUGAACGAUAAUAGGAAGAGAGAAAGAGAAAGCGAACAGGAACGGGGGCUCAACACCGCGCUACAGUAAGAACUUGCGCCAUAUGCUAUACUAACAUACCCGAGGCUGGGGGACUGGGACUGGGAAAAUAAACGGACAGCAGGCAAACGCAGACUGACGCUGUUUAAAGAGCUGACAGACGCUGCGCAGACAGACGCCGUUAAGAGAGGCAACAACAUUGAAUGUUAGUAAAGAGCUAUUAACAAAAAAUAAAAACGAGAUGGCGACCAGGAGAGGCCCAUACGUGUCUGAAAAAGUAAUAAAAGGUCUUAAUCAUGACCCAGCCACGCCAGAAAGGAACCCAGAAUAUGGGGCGAGACUGGAGCACCUGAUAGAAAUUACAACAAAUUCCCUGAAAGAUACAGCAGUAUUCCAGCAGGAAUCGAAGGAGAGAAUGGCCAGACUGGAACUAGAGUUACUGAACAUCAAGAAAGAGAUGGGCCACUUUAAAAAAAUUGAUGAAACAUUAAACAUAAUCAAAGACGGAUUAAAAGACCACGAGAACCGGAUCACAGAUAUUGAGGACUCAAUGGAAAACUUGAAAGACAACUUCCUGAGGCAAGAAGACGCAGUGGCACUACUGGAAUACGCCCAAAAGGAAAAUACAUUGAGAAUCAGAGGAAUAUCAGAGUGCGAUGGUGAAAUAUUAUCUAAACGCCUUAUGCCAUUACUCCAAGAGGUUUGGGACCUUGAAGAAGAAGACGCUAUAAGGGAAAUUGACCAACUAUACCGGGUAAAUUCAAGAGUAGCCCAUGAUAGGAAACUACCAAGGGACAUAAUAAUGCAUUGUGUGAGAAAAAGCUUGAAGGACGAAAUCUUAAGAUAUCACUCGAGGCAACCACUCAAACUGGAUGGGAAAACGCUGAUUAUAAUGAAGGAAAUCCCACAAUCAAUCCAGAGGCGGAGGAAGGAUUAUAAAUGUUUAACGGACACACUCAGGAGAAAUAAUAUUACAUACCGCUGGAUUAUUCCGGAAGGGGUCUCCUUUGUUUGGAGUGGGAAGAGAUUAAACAUCAACACGGUACAAAGAGCGCAGGAGAUUUCGCAAAAAUUGAAAAAAACCAUCCAAGAAAAAGGAAACAGCCAGGAUUGUGAUAGCUCGGCACUGGAAGUCAGACCAAUUACCCAGGAUCGAGGAGUGGAGGGAGAAGGUACAAACCUUAUAUGUAAUGGACAGACUCUCAUUCCAGAUCAAGGAGUUACCAUCGGAGGAAUAUCAACAAACCUGGACACCGUGGACAUUGUAUCAGUCAAAUAACUAUGACAUUAAGAUCUCUCCAAUAGAAUACUGAAUACACCGGAACUUAUUCUUUUUUUCUUUUCCGUACCAGAAGGAUAUUAGGUUGAAAUGUAAAAUCAGUGGUGAACUUUCUCUUCUUUUGGGAAAUUGUGAUCAAGCUUUAGGACUUGUGAUUAAGUUUUGUUUUCCUUUAUAAAUAGACGGGACUUAGAGUCGUGAAGACACUGAACUAUAUGGAAGUAACUGGGGGGAAGUCA
Messenger RNA from Sphaerodactylus townsendi, 1795 nucleotides. RefSeq lists its product as uncharacterized. The coding region runs from base 519 to 1556 and encodes 345 amino acids. NCBI's taxonomy places the organism in Eukaryota, Metazoa, Chordata, Lepidosauria, Squamata, Sphaerodactylidae. The transcript has 2 exons. The record is from RefSeq and is a predicted model, not a curated record.